Funneliformis caledonium is the source of this 837-nucleotide messenger RNA. Lineage: Eukaryota; Fungi; Glomeromycota; Glomeromycetes; Glomerales; Glomeraceae. The record is from the annotation of a GenBank genome assembly.
AUGGAAAAAAUUAAAACAACACCCUUACAAGAACAAAAUUGUGUUCUAGUUGACAACUUUGCCAUCUUUGUUCAAAUCCUAUUAGGGACAAUUGCAUUUUCAACCCUCAUUUAUAAAAGACACAGAGAGAGACCACAAAGACCAUUACGUAUAUGGUUUUAUGAUGUGAGCAAGCAAUUGCUAGGAGCUGCAAUAGUGCAUGGAUUAAACAUUAUCGUAUCAUAUUUAGCAGGCUCGGUUGAUGAAGGCGACACAAAUCCUUGUGUAUGGUACUUUCUUAAUAUUCUCAUAGAUUGUACCUUGGGCGUAUUUAUAUUAUAUGUGCUAAUAAAGACUGUUGAACUCAUAGUGGACAAUGUUGGCAUAGAAGGCAUGAAGAGUGGAGAUUAUGGACACCCUCCGAAUGUGAAUUUGUGGAUGAGACAAACGAUAGCAUUUAUAUGUUGCUUGUUUUUUAUGAAAGCAAUCGUUUUAAUCAUUUUUCAAUUAUGCCCUGUAUUAUUUGAUAUAGGAGAAUGGUUACUAGGAUGGACAUUAUUUGAUGCAAAAUUACAAGUUGUAUUCGUUAUGUUAAUAUUUCCAUUGAUUAUGAACAUUUUACAAUUUUGGCUUGUUGAUCAAGUUAUAAAGAAAAAAUUGGAACGCGUUAAACUAGAAGAUGAUGAUUUUGAAGAGGGUGAUAGCUGUGUUAGUAUUUCUUCUAAUACUGCUAUACUCGCAAGAGAAACUUUUUCAAAUGAUAAAGAUAAAUUUAGUGGAGGAAAUGAUGGUAUACCUGAUAGUUAUGAGUUACGAAAAACUCCAUCACCUAGCACAAUGAGAGAUGGUUAUUUUUGA